This is a messenger RNA of Verticillium dahliae VdLs.17, 1988 nucleotides long. RefSeq lists its product as uncharacterized. Bases 768 to 1988 code for a protein of 406 amino acids. The transcript is spliced from 2 exons. NCBI's taxonomy places the organism in Eukaryota, Fungi, Ascomycota, Sordariomycetes, Glomerellales, Plectosphaerellaceae. The record is from RefSeq and is a predicted model, not a curated record.
ACCCACAACUGCACUUUCAUCGAGGCACUUCUCAAUUCAGCUCGACCAACUCGCCCAGCGCACAUUAUUUCCCUUCCUCGCUCAUCGAUCCACCCGAUCAAUCGUCCAUCUCCUGCGUCUGCCCUGCGUCUUCAACCGUCUCAGCAUCGGUUGUGUAUCUACUGUUCCUGCUUGCCCCUCUUCCUGAGAACCUAGGUGAAGCGCAAGCUUCAAACACACCAGACGACCGCAGCACCAGCAGCAGCAAUCGAAACUCACGACUCCUCUCCAACAGGUCCAAAUCCAUCUUCUGAGGCCUGCGCCAUCGACCCGACCCGUCUCAGUGACCACGCGCGCUGAACUGGUUCCAAGACAGCCCACCCAAGCCCGCUGAUCCCCUUUCUGGUCCGGCCUUGUCUCGCUCCCUCUCCCUGCGCACACCACUUCUACUCCCUUUUGUCCCUCGCUGUCCCCUCCUCAAUCAUUCAUUGUUCCUGCAAGCUUCGUUCUCUUGCACCUUGCCCUGAGCAUCAACCCUCGAGGCAAUAACAAACAAACCAUUGCCGACUCUAUCGUGUCACUGUCUCCCCUUGGACAUCAGCACACCUCCUUUUAUCGGUGAAGGGAGCCGGUAUCCUCAUCGCUUCUUGGUGGCAACGCCCUCAACAGCAAUCGAUUGCCCCUCAAAAGCGAGUCCAUUCGACCUGGUGUCAUCGUCUCUUCAUCCGCUACAACUUGUUAUCGCUUCGCAAAUCAAAAUUACAAGACGUGCCCCCACCACGAUCGCCAUGGCUACUCUCUCCCGCCAGCCAUUUGCACCUCUCGACGGAGCCCGACUCCAGAACUUGGGUAGUCUGAAGAACCGCCAGAAUGCUCUUCCACAAGCUUCGGGCGCCAAGCGCAAGGCCGCUGAUGUGGUCGAGAACGACGACUCUGAAAACAUCGACCCCUCCCUCUUCUCUAAACGUUCCAAGGCUUCCAGCAUCUCGUACCCUGCCAAAGAUCUUCUUAAGCCUACUGCCUACAUCCUGAAAGCUUCCACGCCUCUGAACCAGAGCUCGACCUUCCGCAGCUCCACCAAGGCCACCCCUUUGGCGUCUACCCGUGCUCGUGCUCUGCUCCAGCCCAAGUCUCCAGCCGCAAAACUCAACACGGCCAUCGCCAAGUCCUCUCCCUUCUCCGCACCGGCUGGUCGCUCUCCGACGCGCAGCAAGCGCAGUGGCAUUUUGUCUAGCCGACGUCGGACUGCUGGUCCUUACACCCGUGUGGACCCGCCCCUCUUCAACCUCUCCGCCGCUGCUCCCUUCAGCCUCGAUGCUGCCCUCAAGGGCACCAUUCCCAGCUACGCCGCGCGCUCGCCCAUUUCUGCGCAAUCUCUGACCACACCCGUCGUCGUAUCGCCCAGGGCCACGGUUACCAAAGAUCUUCUCGAGCCUGACAUGAAGGCAUCAUGGUUCUUCGAUAUUCACGAAGAUACCCCUGAGCAGGAGAUGACCAACAUGCUACAGCAUGGAACUUGUGUGCUCGACAUUAGUUCCGAUGAAGAGAGCGAGGUCAAGGCCACUCGCGAGCGCGCAGAAGGCCGCGACAAGGAGAACGUGCCCCCGGCCGACGAUGUCAGUCAGACGACAGCACGCCAGAGCCGCAGCCAAGAAGAUGAUAUGGUCAUUGAGAAGCAGAGGACAGCGCUCGGCGAGAUGGAUGCUGCUGCAUUUUAUGCUUUGGGUUGUGAUGAGAGCUCGGUCAUAUUUGUUCCCGCGGAUGAUGAGCAAGAGGCCUCGGUACGAGGCCCUAGCACAUUCGAGUUAUCUACGGAGCCGAAAGUCGAGUCAACGCAGCCUGUCGUCGAGAUUUCAAAUGAAGUUGACGAAUUGAUGGAGAAGACGGGUACUCUUGCUGCCAAGGCAGCUGUGCUUCAGCCAGUAGAGGGCACUGGCGAGAGCUUUGAGGUUUGGGAGAGCGACAGCACGAAGGGCGACGACGUGGAAGCGGCGACGACAGGGAACUAA